AUGCCUUUUGAGACUACUAAAGUCAAGUGUCAAAAGCUCUGCCCUUCCCUCUCCCAGUUCGCGUGCAUAAAGGGCAACUUGGACGUUGCUCUCAUUCUAUUGGACGCCGGUGCUGACCUGUACGCCACCAGCGAUGACAAGGGGAACGCGCUCGAGUACGCUCAAGAGUGGGGAACUGAAGAUAUGGUUGACUUUCUCCUGGUUCGUGCAGCCACAGAAAGCAAUAAAUAA
Messenger RNA from Closterium sp. Naga37s-1, 231 nucleotides. The record is from the annotation of a GenBank genome assembly. NCBI's taxonomy places the organism in Eukaryota, Viridiplantae, Streptophyta, Zygnematophyceae, Desmidiales, Closteriaceae.